Messenger RNA from Mirounga angustirostris (Northern elephant seal), 4219 nucleotides. RefSeq names its product regulatory factor X2 (gene RFX2). Gene Ontology annotation, cellular component: nucleus. The transcript has 16 exons. Lineage: Eukaryota; Metazoa; Chordata; Mammalia; Carnivora; Phocidae. Gene Ontology annotation, molecular function: RNA polymerase II cis-regulatory region sequence-specific DNA binding; DNA-binding transcription factor activity, RNA polymerase II-specific. The coding region runs from base 473 to 2461 and encodes 662 amino acids. Gene Ontology annotation, biological process: regulation of transcription by RNA polymerase II. The record is from RefSeq and is a predicted model, not a curated record.
CACGCAUGAGCUUGGCUGGCGAUGGAGACGGGACCCAGAGCCUUCUGGUUCUUUAAUGUUCCUUGCUAUUCCUGUUAAGAAGUUGGGAAUGCAGGUGACCCUCAGGGGAAGCGUGCAUAUUACGCUUCUGCAUAUUACCGCCAGGAGUGGGACACCCUCACCCUGACGACGGGCACUUUGCAGCCACUGGGAGGAUUCUGGCAAAACAGUGUCACUCCCCACCUCCUCCUCAGCGGGCCACAGAUAGCGAUUGUUUACCAGGGCUGGUUGCUUGGGUAAACACUGCCCCUGAACUUCAUUCAAAGCCAGUGACACAUUUCUUUCCCCGCGCUCUCUGCCCCGCCCUCCGUGCCCCGCCCACCCGCCAGGGCUAUAAACCGGGCGUGUUACUCAGUGCAGGUUUUUGGCGGGGACUUGAUCCUGCCUUGUUCGUCUCUCUCGAAUGCAGUCUGACUAAGGCAGCAGCACCUGUAUGGCCUGUAUCAGAACACAGCUCCGUGAACUGAGCAUGCAGAAUUCAGAGGGUGGAUCCGAUUCGCCAGCUUCUGUGACUCUGUGUCCGUCAGCGGCAGCCCAGGCCCCCGCGGCCCCGCCGGUACCAGCCUCCCCGCAGAGGGUGUUGGUCCAGGCAGCGGGCUCGGCUCCCAAAGGGGCCCAGAUGCAGCCAAUCUCCCUCCCCAGGGUCCAGCAGGUGCCACAGCAGGUGCAGCACGUGUACCCCCCGCAGGUGCAGUACGUGGAAGGCGGAGACGCCGUCUACACGAAUGGAGCCUUACGGACUGCCUAUGCCUACAACCCCGAGCCUCAGAUGUACGCCCCCAGCAGCGCAGCUUCUUACUUCGAGGCCCCGGGCGGCGCCCAGGUGACCGUGGCAGGCUCCUCCCCGCCAACGGUCCCCUCGCACAGCAUGGUGGGCAUCACCAUGGAUGUCGGGGGGAGCCCUAUUGUCUCCAGCGCGGGAGCCUAUCUCAUCCACGGGGGGAUGGACAGCACCAGACACUCCCUGGCCCACACCUCCCGCUCAUCGCCAGCUACGCUUGAAAUGGCGAUUGAAAACCUCCAAAAAAGCGAAGGGAUCACUUCACACAAAAGCGGUUUACUCAACAGCCAUCUCCAGUGGCUGUUGGAUAACUACGAAACCGCAGAAGGCGUGAGUCUCCCCAGAAGCUCUCUCUACAACCAUUACCUUCGGCACUGCCAGGAGCACAAGCUGGACCCUGUGAAUGCCGCCUCCUUUGGGAAGCUGAUCCGCUCCGUGUUCAUGGGCCUGCGGACGCGGCGGCUGGGCACCAGGGGCAACUCCAAGUAUCAUUACUAUGGGAUCCGCCUGAAACCAGAUUCACCCUUGAACCGGCUGCAGGAGGACACCCAGUAUAUGGCCAUGCGGCAACAGCCCAUGCAUCAGAAGCCAAGGUACCGGCCAGCCCAGAAGACAGACAGCCUCGGGGACAGUGGUUCGCAUGGCAGCCUGCACAGCACACCAGAGCAGGCCAUGGCCGCGCAGAGCCAGCACCACCAGCAGUACAUAGCACAUGGGCCUCCUACACGUGGCCCUUCUGCAGCUCCGCUAAGGCCCGUUUUCCUCCCAGAUGUCUCUCACGUCUUCCCGGAGUUCCCGGCGCCCGACCUGGGCAGCGUCCUGCUGCAGGAGAGCAUCACGCUGCACGAUGUCAAGGCCCUGCAGCUGGUCUACCGGCGGCACUGCGAGGCAACUUUAGACGUCGUGGUGAACCUCCAGUUUCACUACAUUGAGAAGCUGUGGCUUUCCUUCUGGAACUCAAAAGCCUCCUCGGGCGAUGGCCCUGCCUCUCUACCUGCCAGCGACGGGGAACCUGAAGGCGCCGUCCUCCCGAAGGACAAGCUGGUGUCUCUGUGUAAAUGCGAGCCCAUUCUCAAGUGGAUGCGGAACUGCGACCACAUCCUGUACCAGGCCCUGGUGGAGAUCCUCAUCCCCGACGUGCUGCGGCCGGUGCCCAGUACCUUGACACAGGCCAUCCGUAAUUUUGCCAAGAGCUUGGAAGGCUGGUUGACGAACGCCAUGAGAGACUUCCCACAGCAGGUCAUCCAGACCAAGGUCGGCGUGGUCAGCGCCUUUGCCCAGACCCUGCGCAGAUACACGUCACUCAACCACCUCGCUCAGGCGGCGCGCGCCGUGCUGCAGAACACCUCCCAGAUCAACCAGAUGCUCAGUGACCUCAACCGCGUGGACUUCGCCAACGUGCAGGAGCAGGCCUCGUGGGUGUGCCAGUGUGAGGAGAGCAUGGUGCAGCGGCUGGAGCAGGACUUCAAGCUGACCCUGCAGCAGCAGAGCUCCCUGGACCAGUGGGCCAGCUGGCUGGACAACGUGGUCACCCAGGUCCUGAAGCAACAUGCCGGCAGCCCCAGCUUCCCCAAGGCCGCCCGCCAGUUCCUUCUGAAAUGGUCCUUUUACAGUUCAACGAUCUCGCUUCCCUAUCGCUGACACUGCUCGAUAAAGGUGGGUGUGUCCGUGGCUUUUCCGUGAGGCUCUCCCAGGGGCUAUUCCUCCCACCCUGGGCCUAGUAGACAUCGAGGCAGCUCCCAGGGUGGGUUUGAGGGCCUUCAGGAGCUGGCAUCCAGACAGGCUGGUGAGGCCUGGGCAGCAGCAGGUGUCCCAGUGAUGCUUAUGUGGGCCUGGCCCCUGCUGGGGCUCAGAGGAGCAGCCCUGCACCUCCUUCUUGGGUGGGUGCUUUGGGAUGCCAUCUAAUCCUGCUCCCCAGGCACCUCCACAUCAGGCCCAGGAGCAGGGCCACAGUCCCGGGCUGCCUGCAUCCACUUGCCCCUACCCCAACCCAUUCCCUGCCCCACGGGGUAGGGGGCACCAACUGCUGAGGGGGACCCUGCCAGGAAUGUGACCCAGCAAAUGGACACUGGUCAAGGGAGCUCUCCAGGAAGAAGGCCUCCCUGGGCACUGCAGGGCAGUGUCCACACCUGUGCACCUCUCUGAGAAUGUGCUUCUCUCUCCCUCUCCUUCCUGCGCCCACACUCCUCAUCCGCAACGCUAACCCUGCAGAUGACCUCCGCGAGGAUCGUGGCCGUGAGGCCAACUCUGACGCCCGCAGCCUGGGCGAGCCCCUGGUGAAGCGGGAGCGCAGUGACCCGAACCACUCCCUGCAGGGCAUCUAGCUCUGCGGUGCCUUCCCCAGGCUCCAGACCGGGCCCCUUGAGCUCUACUGUAAUAGUGCCUCUUAGUUGACGUGACCUUUGCUCUGACUCACGGGGGCGCCCUCCAGAAGAAAAACCCUCGUGAACCACAACAGAAGGUCACAUCGGGUUCCCGAGUGCCUGAGCUGCUCACCCGGUGCCUCCUGGGUCAUCUUUUCCUUCUGAGUGUUCUUCUCUCCUCUGCCGGACCAUGAACUUUGGUCCAAGUCUACCCAUCCCGCCUGAGAGCUGAAAGGGGCCACGCUGGACGAGCGGGCACCUCCACAUUGGGCUUCUCCUCGGAUCAGCUGCUUCCAGCUUCCACCAUUAUUUUUUAAAACUCAGAUCCCAGGAGGGAAGGGGUGUCCUGCAGCUGUUGGGCAGUCCCGAGCUGACCGGUGUCCACAGAGCCCCCUGCCUUGGUGCCCUGUGGUGGGAAGGGACCUUCUCCGUGCUGUGCCCAGGGCCUCCUGCCCUGCCGGCUGUGCUGAGGCGUGGAGGCCGGCCCACAGGCCCACAGGAGCCCCAUCUGCAGACACCUAACGUCCCCAGAAGCAGCUGUCUAUCGCCAUGGCCCCAUGUGGCCCAGAGAACAAGUCACGGAAAUGGGCCGCCCAUGCCAAGACAUAGUGGUGUCUUUAAGAACCAAGACCAGAAGUUUUAUCAGCAACUGGAAGGAUUUGGGUUCUGUCCAAGGUCACAGCCAAUGUCAAGCCAAACUGCCAGGUCUGGAAUGAGUUUGUUCCAAGGAGGCUGGGUGGUGGGUGUUUCAGUGGUGUCUUCAGAGAGCAGCCAUCGGGCCAAGCCUGCCUGGCUCCUGCCGCGUAGAAUCUUCUGGAAUGCCUGCCUUUGAAUUAGCAAUCCUGGAGCACUUUGACCUGGGGCAAGUCCCAUCUUGAACUGCUCAAAGUCAACACUCUUCUCUGGGCUAAAUGAAUCCUGAGGACUUGCACAGCCCUUGAACUUUGAACACUCCGGAUCCAGAUCCGCUGUAACUCAUUGCACUUGGUUAGCUCCAUGCAAGAGUCCUGCCCCCAAACCAACUGCAAAGAAGAAA